Molecule: messenger RNA, 467 nt
Organism: Ilex paraguariensis (yerba mate)
Lineage: Eukaryota; Viridiplantae; Streptophyta; Magnoliopsida; Aquifoliales; Aquifoliaceae
Source: the annotation of a GenBank genome assembly
CUCACCACGCUCCCACGAACAGAAACAGAAACAGAAUUAUUUUGUUUUAAGUUCUCUGUCUCUUCUUUACAAUUAAAAGCCCUAAUUUGCCCAUCUUCUCUUCCUCUCUCACUACCCCCAACUUUCUCUCUCUUCGAAUGCUUCCUGGACCUUCAAUGGCGACGGCGGGCGAUGGAACAGCCUCCUCACACGAAACUGGAGGAGCAGGUGGGAAAUUCCGGAAAAGGCCAUUUCGAAGGCCCCAAACGACGCCGUACGAUCGACCACUCACAGCUCCCAGAAACCCUAGCAGGAGUAGCGGCAGUUGGUUGUCGAAGCUCGUGGUGGACCCGGCUUCCAAAAUUAUCUCCUCUACCGCUCAUUACUUCUUCUCCACCGUUCUCCGCAAACGUCUCCCUCCUCCUCCACCAUCACCACAGCCACCAGUUGGGUGGUUGAUUGCUGUAUCUUUCUUCUUUUUGAUUUAG